AUGUGGUGGCCCUUUGGAACUGGAGAUAAAGACACCAAGGAGCUCAAGAAAGAGCUUCCGAGCGAUCUUCAGUCGUUUUUCGAAAAAGCAAACCCACAAACCCACAAAUCAUCCGCUGGAGAGAAUAGCGCUAAAGAUUCCAUUGUGGAUCGGAUUCUAGCGAGGGAACACCACGAGUACUCACAUGAUUUCGAUGCCUACAAAAGAGAAGAGCUGCUUAAAAAAGUGACUGGCAUUAACUGUGCAGAGAUACAACAGGCAGUGGUGGAUUGCUAUCAAGGAUGGUCAUUUUUGAGCUCCAAUCAUUGCACAGACGAAAUCCGGAGAACGACCAAGUGUAUGGAUGUCCAGAAUAAGGCAUUGCGACAGCUAAGAUACGAAUCUUGCUAUAAUAAGCCACAAUGCGAGCAAAUACGUAUUCUUGUGGAUAUGCUCUUCGUGAACAAUUUUGGACAAUAUGGAGAAAGCAUGAACGAAGAAACAGAAAAAAAGUUUGAGAAUGAGGUCGAUAGCAUGUUCGAUAGGGUUUGGAAGUAG
Sungouiella intermedia is the source of this 537-nucleotide messenger RNA. NCBI's taxonomy places the organism in Eukaryota, Fungi, Ascomycota, Pichiomycetes, Serinales, Metschnikowiaceae. The record is from the annotation of a GenBank genome assembly.